AUGGAUCCCAAUCAACAAGCAGGUCAACCUUCUCCUUCAACAAAACUGGAAAGAAAGGUUGUUGAGAAAAAUAGAAGAAACAAAAUGAAGUCUCUCAUUUCCAACCUUAACUCUCUUUGCCUUAACUAUAAUCCCAAGAGAGCUUUACCUGACCAAAUAGAUGAUGCUAAAAACUACAUUAAGAGCUUAGAGACAAAUUUGAAAUUGGCAAAGGAAAAGAAAGAAAGUUUAAUGAGAAACAAGAGAUCGCUUAGUGGUUGUUCGAGUUCGUCUGGAUCAAAAGGAAGCAAUAAAUCACCAAGAAUAGAGAUUCAUGAAAAUGGUUCUUCUCUACAAGUGAUUGUAACAUGUGGGGUUGAUGAUAAGUUCAUUUUCUAUGAAAUUCUAAGGAUACUGCAUGAAGAUCACGUGGAGGUCAUCUCUGCAAAUUCUGCUUUGAUAGGAGAUUCGGUUAUUCAUGUUGUGCAUGCUGAGAAUCCGCAAUCAGUGUUUCAAUUUGGAGCGACCAAAGUAGGUGAGAGAUUGAAAAGGUUUGUGAACGGAUCAGUGAGAGAGGUGCAAAUAAUAGAGCCUCAGUUGUGGGAUUCUGAGAUUGGAAAUGAGAGUUGGGAUCUAAAUUCUAUAGUAAACAAGUGUUUUCCAAAAACUUUAUGA
Messenger RNA from Vicia villosa (hairy vetch), 654 nucleotides. RefSeq names its product transcription factor bHLH162-like. The transcript is spliced from 3 exons. Gene Ontology annotation, molecular function: RNA polymerase II transcription regulatory region sequence-specific DNA binding; protein dimerization activity; DNA-binding transcription factor activity, RNA polymerase II-specific. The record is from RefSeq and is a predicted model, not a curated record. Gene Ontology annotation, biological process: regulation of transcription by RNA polymerase II. NCBI's taxonomy places the organism in Eukaryota, Viridiplantae, Streptophyta, Magnoliopsida, Fabales, Fabaceae. Gene Ontology annotation, cellular component: RNA polymerase II transcription regulator complex. The coding region runs from base 1 to 654 and encodes 217 amino acids.